UGUUCCACAACGGAGCAGGAAAGACCCUUUUGCGUGACCUACUGGAUAUGCGGCACGAGAUUGGGGUUGGAUCUAAGUGGGGAAUCAAGAUUUCGACCACACCCCAUUCUCUCCACGACUGGUGUGGACUAAGAGCAUCCAGUAUAUCAGGGAUUGCGGAUGUUCUGGUCGUGAAACCCAAGCUGGGAAUUUUGGCCGUGGGGGAGGUGAAGGGUGACGGAUCGACAGGGGAGUACCAGAUCCUGGGUGCACUCUUGAUGCUAUAUGAAGAACCGAAUGUUUACCCUGUCGGUUUCUCUGCUAAUGAGCACACAAUGUCGAUAUACCAAUAUGUGCCAGGUGGCAAGGCCACUGAAGACAUGAGAUACAAGCUGAGACGAAUGAAGGACACCGUUACAUUCCAAAGGAAGGACUAUCUCACGCAAGACCUACAACAAGUCAUUUCUUACGUCGACGAUCUUCUUACUCUCCUCCAGCACGUGGAGUCGGAGUUGAGGCAAGCCAUCCCACCCACACCGGUGGACAGAGAUAUCAGCAGCAGGAACGGCAUCAACAGAUCACCUUCUACAGCUCCUGGUAGAUAUUGAUAGGAGGUUGCAAACCCUGGAGAGGCAGGACCGGGAGCUGAGGAUGCAGGAGCAGGAGGAACUGAAGCGGGACACCCAUGAAAUAGUAGAGGGGGUAAAAGCUCUGCCCAUCUGAAUAUUGUAAUGCCUAUUGCCAGUUGUGUAUACACUACCU
Messenger RNA from Geodia barretti, 741 nucleotides. The record is from the annotation of a GenBank genome assembly. Lineage: Eukaryota; Metazoa; Porifera; Demospongiae; Tetractinellida; Geodiidae.